GCUCUCGACUUUUGCACGAAAUCUUGCCGUCUUUGUGCGAGCCGAGUGUGAGUCGUAGGAGGGCAGCCGCAGAUUGCUCAGUCGGCGAACCAUAAAACUAGCGUAUAUGAAGGUAUCAAACGCUGAUUAUUUCCACUGCACUCCGGAGCGUGGAGACGUCCGUUGACGGCGACAAACUUCUUUCUUUUUUUCUUGGGCCCGGUUGAGCCCCGCGUACCUGUAAUAAUCAGACUUUAAAACGUCACGUUAGCGCAAGGAUCACCAUGCUGCUCGGUACUUUAACCAUCGGUAUCUGCAUCUGUCUUGCGCUGCCUUCAACGAUCCUGACAGCGAGAAUUCACAAGCGUGAGGCAUAUCUGGAUUCAGUACCGUGGUUUAUAGUAAAAAAAUACCAGGAUGAAGUAUCGAAUUUCACGGGCAAACAUCGGCCCGCGGAUUUUAAUGCUAACGAGGUCACAAAGUCGCCGUCAGAAAAUCAUCAGCAAUCGAUUAAGAUCUGCCAAACUGAAGAUUGCAAUGCUGCGGCUGAAAACUUCAUAACGAACAUGGACGCGACAGUUGAUCCUUGCGAAGAUUUCUUUGGUUUCGUUUGCGGGGGGUGGCCAUCCGCCCAUCCCUUGCCACCCACCGAAUCGAGUUGGGACCAAUUUGCAGUCAGAACGGAUAUGCUAAAUAAGCGCGUUCGAGAAAUCCUUGAGGAGGAUAUUGCCGAAUCUGACUUAGAGCCUGUCAAGAGCGCCAAAUCGGCCUACAAGGCUUGCAUGAACACAGAUGCGAUCGAGCGAAAGGGGCUCGAUCGGAUUUUGGCUAUCCUUGACGAAAACGGUGGAUGGCCAAUAAUGCUUGACGCUUCGAGGCGGCGGAGCAGCAGAUUGAGUUGGCAACAGAUAGAAGAAAAUUACAGCCGUGAAUACGACACGGACUCGAUAUACGGGGUAUUUGUUGAUGUGGACUGGAAGAAUGCCAGCGUUUACUCAAUUUACAUGGACCAAGCCUCGACCAUUCUUCCCCGGCCGAUGUUUACCGAUAACGAAAGGUUUUCCGGGAUUAUUGGCGACUACGUUAAGUACGUCGAGGACGUGGCUUUGGCGUUCGCCAAGUCCAGAAACUAUCACUUACCACGCGAACGGGUUUCGAGGGACGCCAUGGCCAUUGUCAAGUUCGAAACGGAACUGGCUAAGAUUUCUUCGCCAGAUGAAAUGAGGAGGGACUUGGAUCGCCUCUACAAUCCCAUGACCAUUCAGCACUUGCAAAAUUGGUACAACAACGCCCAGCCGAAGACCUUCGCUUCGAAGGUGAAUUGGUUGAAGACCGUACAGAACCAGUUCAAUGACGUGAAAAUCAACGUCGAAUUUACCGAGAGAAUUAUCGUCAUGGAGGUGGACUAUUACUUCAAGCUUGCGACGCUGCUGGACAAGACACCCCCGCGUACAAUUGUAAAUUAUCUGCACUGGCGAAUGGUUAACUCACUUCUGCCAAGCACAACGGAGGAGAUGAGAAACAUUACUUUCGAGAUUGAGAAGAAAGUCUUUGGGAUGAAAGAGCAGAGGAAAAGGUGGAUGUCGUGUGUUAGCGACAGCAAUAUGAAGCAUGCAAUUUCGUAUCAGUACAUAAACAAGUUUGUCACCGGCGAUGCUAAGAAAACCGCAUCAAACAUUGUGUCAGAGAUGCAGAAAGAGUUUGAAGAGCAAAUUUCACGCUCAACUUGGAUGGAUGAGACAACGAAAGUCGCUGCCAAAGGAAAACUUCACACAAUGAAGCGAUUCAUCAGUCAUCCUGAUUGGUAUCAUAAUGAAACUGCCAUUACACACUAUUACAAAGGGCUAUUAGUCACAGAUGAUCAUUUUGAGAAUACGGUGACAUUUAAACAAUACGAACAGAAGAAGAAGUUCCGUAAUUACGGAACCCGCGUUGAUGAGAAUGCAUGGCCGAUUGAACCGAUAACGAUAAAUGCUUACUACGAUCCCAACUUAAAUUCGUUGACUUUUCCAGCUGGGAUAUUACAGGUACCAUUCUUCAGCGUAGAAGUACCAGAUUCUCUAAAUUACGGGUCCAUCGGAGCUGUGAUUGGCCAUGAGAUGUCCCACGGAUUUGACGAUGUCGGCCGGCAAUUUGACAAGGCAGGAAAUGCCAAUCAGUGGUGGUCGGACGGUACGAUUAAGGCUUUCAAAGAAAAAGCUCAAUGUUUCAUCAAUCAGUACAACAAUUAUACCAUCGAUGAAAUAUCAACGCCGUCUGAAGUGUUUCAGGCAAAUGGUGAGCUUAGUCAGGGAGAAAAUAUCGCCGAUUCCACUGGUCUCGAGGCAUCUUACGAAAUUUUUAAGAAAAGAUUGGAACAGAGAAAUGAAGACUUACCUCGACUCUUGGGACUUGAAUCUUUCACUCAUAAUCAGCUUUUUUUCAUAUCCUUCGGAAACACAUGGUGCGAAACGGUGACCAAAGAAUAUUUGGCAUUCGCUGUGGCUUCGGAUGCGCAUCCAACUAACCGUCUGCGAGUGAUCGGCACGUUGGGAAAUUCGGAGGGAUUUAACAAGGCUUUUAAUUGCUCGGCAAACAGCAGAAUGAACCGACUGGAAAAGUGUAAUCUUUGGAAGUAAAGAGUGCUUUGGGAAUUGUUGUGUAUUUAAGUGGAUGGAGCUGGUGAACGAGUCGCGGAAGAGGCCGCGAGUCUCUUUGAAGGGUUGAAACGGUUGUUCGGCCCCUCGGUGAAGCGGACUGGAUCAAUUUGGUGGAAAUAAAACACCGAAAAUUGAAGAAAAACAUCAAUUAUUACAGCAUCUCGUUUAGAAUAUUUGGAUUAAAAACUGCGGGAAGAGUCGUACAGUCAUCGAAUAUUCAUGGUUGGGAAUUCGAUUCAAAAUAGAGAGGAAAUUUCUCAAUAUGAUCGACGUUGCGAAAAAUUUGCUCAAAUCUUUGCGCAGACUCUGUAUAAUAUUGGUUAUUUUUCACUAUUAAUUAUCGCGAUAGGUGUAUUCAACU
This is a messenger RNA of Diprion similis, 2979 nucleotides long. Its product is annotated as endothelin-converting enzyme homolog. The record is from RefSeq and is a predicted model, not a curated record. Gene Ontology annotation, molecular function: metalloendopeptidase activity. Gene Ontology annotation, cellular component: plasma membrane. The transcript has 18 exons. NCBI's taxonomy places the organism in Eukaryota, Metazoa, Arthropoda, Insecta, Hymenoptera, Diprionidae. Gene Ontology annotation, biological process: protein processing. The coding region runs from base 264 to 2597 and encodes 777 amino acids.